This is a messenger RNA of Pelobates fuscus (common spadefoot toad), 1769 nucleotides long. It is a transcript of the gene PEPD, whose product is annotated as peptidase D. The transcript is spliced from 15 exons. The coding region runs from base 91 to 1587 and encodes 498 amino acids. Lineage: Eukaryota; Metazoa; Chordata; Amphibia; Anura; Pelobatidae. The record is from RefSeq and is a predicted model, not a curated record. Gene Ontology annotation, molecular function: metalloaminopeptidase activity; manganese ion binding.
GGCUUGGAACGCUAAGCCCCGCCCACCAGGCUCAGAGAGUGAGCAGUGUCAGCUGACAGACAAAGUCCGAGCAGUGACAGUCAGAGCAUCAUGUCUUCUGUCCAGGGGCCGUGGUUUUGGCUUGGUAAUGAGACCCUAAAAGUGCCAGCCGCACUGUUCGCACUCAACAGGAGUCGCUUGUGCGAGCGUCUUAGGAAAAACCCAGAUGUCCCAAAGGGGGCUAUCGUCCUUCUGCAAGGAGGAGCCCAGACCCAGAGAUACUGUACCGAUACCGACAUCCUCUUCCGCCAGGAAUCAUUUUUCCACUGGACGUUCGGAGUGACUGAGUCGGACUGUUACGGAGCCAUUGAUGUGGAUUCUGGGAAAUCAAUACUCUUUGUACCAAAGCUUCCAGAAAGCUAUGCCGUCUGGAUGGGAGAAAUUCACCCACCUGCACAUUUUAAGGGAAAGUACGCGGUUGAUGAAGUUCUCCAUACUGUUGAUAUUGCCAGUUUUUUGAGUUCCAAGACUCCAUCCUUACUCCUCACUCUGCGCGGCGUUAAUACUGAUAGCGGAAGUGUUUGCAAAGAAGCCUCUUUUGAAGGAAUUAGCCAAUUCAGUGUCAACAACACCUUGCUCCAUCCAGAAAUAGUGGAAUGCCGAGUGUUUAAGACCGAUAUGGAGCUGGAGAUCCUUAGAUACACAAAUCGUGUGUCCAGUGAAGCUCACAAAGAGGUCAUGAAAGCUGCACGAGUGGGCAUGAAGGAAUAUGAGCUUGAAAGCGUGUUUCUGCAUUAUUGCUAUGCCCGUGGAGGAAUGAGACACACUUCAUACACCUGUAUUUGUGGCAGUGGUAACAACUCCUCAAUUCUGCAUUAUGGUCACGCCGGGGCUCCCAAUGAGAGGACUAUCCGAGAUGGGGACAUGUGCUUGUUUGAUAUGGGAGGAGAGUAUUACUGCUACAGCUCUGACAUUACCUGCUCCUUCCCAGCCAAUGGGAAGUUCACCGCAGAUCAGAGGGCUAUUUACGAAGCUGUGCUGAAGGCCUCACGUGCUGUUAUGGAAGCUGUAAAACCUGGUGUUGUUUGGCCAGAUAUGCACCGUUUAGCUGACAAGAUCCACUUGGAAGAACUGACUAAACUCGGCAUCCUGAAAGGAAACAUUGAGGACAUGAUGAAGGUGCACAUGGGAGCAGUUUUCAUGCCGCAUGGUCUGGGACACUUUCUUGGGAUUGAUGUCCAUGAUGUCGGUGGAUACCCCGAGGGGGUAGACCGCAUUGAUUUGCCAGGCCUGAAAAGUCUUCGCACAGCGCGUGUCCUGCAAGAGAGGAUGGUUCUUACUAUCGAGCCAGGCAUUUACUUCAUUGAUCAUGUGCUGGACCAAGCUUUGAACAACCCAGCACAGUCUUGUUUCAUUAACAAUGAGACUCUGCAGCGUUUCCGAGGAUUUGGCGGGGUGCGCAUUGAAGAUGACAUUGCAGUUACAGCCAAUGGAAUGGAGUUACUCACGUGUGUCCCUCGUACAGUGGAGGAAAUCGAGGCUCAUAUGGCAGACAGCGCCAAUGUCAGCAAGGCAUUCGAACGUGUGGUACUCAGUGAGCAACUCUAAUUAUAAACUCUGGGAAAUCUUCGCAGCCAAUAACCUUCUUUGUGCCUUCAAUGUAUGAUCAUAUGAUCAUGCCUAAUCAAAAACAAAAACAUCCAAAUCAUUUUCUGCUGAGCAAAUCUCCAAGAAAAAUCUGAAUUUCCAAUACUGUCUUAGAGACCUUUUCUAUUAAUCUAAUUGAACAA